This is a messenger RNA of Hyaloscypha bicolor E, 675 nucleotides long. RefSeq names its product NAD(P)-binding protein. The transcript is spliced from 2 exons. Lineage: Eukaryota; Fungi; Ascomycota; Leotiomycetes; Helotiales; Hyaloscyphaceae. The coding region runs from base 1 to 675 and encodes 224 amino acids. The record is from RefSeq and is a predicted model, not a curated record.
AUGCAUAUCCUCCUCCUGGGCGCCACGGGGCGAACAGGGAAUCUCAUCCUUGCAUCCGCCCUUUCGAAAAACCACGCAGUAACAGCACUCAUCCGCGAACCUUCUUCGCUAACCUCUACACCCGGCUUGACGAUAAUCACCGGCUCACCGAUAGCCGAGCAAGACGUCGAAACGGCUAUCAAGGCAACCCCAAGGCUCCCAGACACAGUGGUCAUUGCUCUAGCUUCAGUUCGUGAAACAGAUUCACCCUUCAGUAAACCUACUUCGCCACCACGUCUCAUGACAGAAAGCCAUGAAAGGGUCUUGGAAGCGAUGAAGAAGUUUGGGAUCAAGCGUCUCAUUACCAUAUCUGCGUUUGGAGUGGGAGAUUCAAAUCCGAACGUCUGUUGGCCAAUGAGGAUGAUGCUCAACCAUAGUCCAAUGGCGUUUGCGUUCUCGGACCAUAACGCUGUUGAAGCAUUGGUGCGUAAGACGGCGGAUGAGUGGGAGGAGAUCCUUCAGGGAGAGCAUUUGGAGUGGACGCUUGUCAGGCCGUGUAUGUUAAACGAUGGGGAGUUGAGGGAGGCUAAGAUUCUUGGGGGGCAGGGGAAAGGUGCGGGGUUAUUGGCGAGCAUAAGUAGAGCAAGUGUUGCGAAUUUCGUAGUGACUAAGGGUAGCCAACCUGCGAACAACUAA